Molecule: messenger RNA, 724 nt
Organism: Candidula unifasciata
Lineage: Eukaryota; Metazoa; Mollusca; Gastropoda; Stylommatophora; Geomitridae
Source: the annotation of a GenBank genome assembly
CACUGGAGCCAACCAGACCGCCAGUAACUCAGCGCCCCAAGCGACGGACAAGGCCUCUGUGGGCAGUGGAUCCGCCUCUAUAUCUGCGGUCAAACGGUCAAAGGCAUGCAAAAGAAAGAAGAGGAAAGACCCAAAGGAACCACAAAAACCCGUCUCGGCCUACGCCUUGUUUUUCCGAGACAGCCAAGCGGGCAUCAAGGGACACAACCCCAGCGCCUCUUUCGGAGAAGUGUCCAAAAUAGUUGCUUCCCUGUGGGACCAGCUAAACCCGGAACAUAAAGAGGUGUAUAAAAAGAAAACAGAGGUAGCCAAGAAGCAGUACCUGAAGCAACUGGCUGCCUACAGAGCUAGUCAAGUGUCACAGCAACAUCAUCAGUUCAAUAUGGGUCAAGCAACAUCCUCAACAGAGUCGCACUGCACGUCCCAACACUCACCUGUGCCUGGCCCCGUCUACACGUACCCGCCACACGUUGAUCAGGUGCGACUCGCCAGCUACCCGGAACCAAUGGUUGUCCAUAGCGGUUACGAGAUGUCCACUACUGGAGAGAACCCAAGCAGAGCUUACCCCCAAUACCCGGACCACGGUUGCUCACAGUACCCAGGAGGGCACCCGGGGUGGGACACUGAAUACUACAACAGUGAAUCGGUCAUUCCACAGUGCAGGGACGUCUUAACAAGCUGGGUCGGCCCGGCAUCUAGCACAAACACAUUUCCAGUCAAGUGA